CUCUCCCCAGCUCCGGGAGGGGAGUGGGGGCUGGUGGUUAUAGCAGGAGGGCUGGCAGCCAGGACUCCUGGGUUCUCUCCCCAGCUCCGGGAGGGGAGUGGGGGCUGGUGGUUAUAGCAGGAGGGCUGGCCGCCAGGACUCCUGGGUUCUCUCCUCAGCUCCGCGAGAGGAGUGUGGGCUGGUGGAUUAGAGUAGGGGGGAGCCGGAAGCCAGGACUCCUGGGUUCUCUCCCUCACUUACCACCCCCCUGCAGGGCUGGCCAAUGCCCUUUGAUUCCCCAAAGCUGGCCAGAAGGGAUUUGGCUAAUGGCCUUUGACAGGCCCCCGGGCCCGCAGGAGCUAAUCUGGGGGGCUAAUGUAGCCCGGGGCGGAUUGCCUGGCCCCUGAGCUAAUUCCUGGAGGGGGAAGAGAUGCCCGAGACGCCCAGCACUCAGGCCCGGCCGGCCAGCGUGGAGUGAACCCCUGGGGGGCAGCCAGAACCCCGCCCCGGACGGAGCCCCCUCCCUCUUCAGCUGAUCCUGCUCCGUGACCCGCCCCCGCCAUGGACAUCGGGGGCCUGGAGACGGUGGUGGCCAACUCGGCCUACGUCUCGGCCCGGGGCAGCGUGGACGCCAGCGCCCCUUCCACCGUGCGGGACAAGAAGAUGCGGGCCAAGCUCAAGCUGCCCCACAUCUCCCAGUGCGAGCACCUGAGGACCCAGCUGGACCUGGACUUCCAGAGCCUCUGCCUCCGGCAGCCCAUCGGCAAGCGGCUCUUUCAGCAGUUCCUGGAGGAGCAGGAGGCCUUCGCGGCGGCCGGCGGGCUGUGGAGGAGCAUGGAGGAGUACGCCGCGGCCGAGGAGGGCGAGAGGCCCCAGAAGGCCCAGAAGACCGUCAACCAGUUCUUCGACUCGGCCUCCAAGAGCUUCUGCCCCUUCCUGGAGGAGAAGGCCAUCAUGCGGGUCAAGGAGGACGCCAGGCACGGGCGGGCGGACCUCUUCAAGGAGGCCGAGGGGCAGCUCCUCGCGCACCUGGAGGAGCGGGCCCUGGCCAGGUACGCGGGCAGCUUGUUCUUCUCCCGCUUCCUGCAGUUCAAGUGGCUGGAGGGGCAGAGCGUGACCGAGGAGUGGUUCCUGGACUUCCGGGUGCUGGGCAAAGGCGGCUUCGGUGAGGUCUGCGCCUGCCAGAUGAGGGCCACCGGCAAGAUGUACGCCAACAAGAAGCUCAACAAGAAGCGGCUCAAGAAGCGCAACGGAUACGAGGGGGCCAUUGUGGAGAAGCGGAUCCUGGCCAAGGUGCACAGCCGGUUCAUCGUCACGCUGGCCUACGCCUUCCAGACCAAGCUGGACCUGUGUCUGGUCAUGACCCUCAUGAACGGCGGAGACCUCAGGUACCACAUCUACAACGUGGACGAGAAGAACCCGGGGUUCCCGGAGCCCCGGGCAGUUUUCUACACGGCCCAGAUCAUCUGCGGCCUGGAGCAUCUGCACCAAAACCGCAUCAUCUACCGGGACCUCAAGCCGGAGAACGUGCUACUGGAUGACGCGGGGCACGUCCGGCUGUCGGACCUGGGGCUGGCAGUGGAGCUGCUGGAGGGAAAGGACAAGACCAAGGGGUACGCGGGGACCCCAGGGUUCAUGGCUCCGGAGCUGCUGAGGAACGAGGAAUACGACUGGAGCGUGGAUUACUUCACCCUGGGGGUGACGCUCUACGAGAUGAUCGAAGCCAAGGGCCCCUUUCGCUGCCGGGGGGAGAAGGUGGAGAACAAGGAGGUGACCCGGCGCGUCCUGCACGACCCGGUGAAGUACUCGGAGAAGUUCAGCCCCGCCUGCCGGGCCGCCUGCGAGGGGCUCAUGGCCAAGGACCCCGCCGGCCGUCUGGGCUUCCGGGACCACCAGUGCGACCAGCUCAAGGCCCAGCCCCUCUUCCAGAAGGUCAACUGGGGCCGGCUGGAGGCAGGUCUGGCGGAGCCGCCCUUCGUGCCCGACCCCCGGACGGUCUACGCCAAGGACAUCGGCGAGGUGGGCGCCUUCUCCACGGUGAGGGGGGUGGCGCUGGACGAGCAGGACCGGGCCUUCUACGAGGACUUCUCCUCCGGCAACAUCCCCAUCCCCUGGCAGGAGGAGAUGGUGGAGACCGGCGUCUUCGGGGAGCUGAACGUGUGGGGGGCCAAGGGCACCGUCCCCAGGGACCUGGACCCCAGCGUGCCCGCCGACAGCGUCAGCAGCAAAUCGGGGACGUGCCUCCUGCUGUGAAGGGGGGCCGGGGUGGGAACACGCCUCCCCCCUCCUUGUGUCAACUCCCCCCUCCCCCAGAGACUCGGCUUGCCCCCCCCGCUCCCCGCCUUCUGGGGACUUGGUGACCCCUACAGGCACGGUCUCACAGCGGCGUGAGAUGAGGAGAGAACCCAGGAGUCCUGGCUCCCAGCUCCCACAUCGCCUGCUCUAAUCACUAGUCUCCACUCCCCUCCCAGAUCUAGGGCAAGAACCCGGGAGUCCUGGCUCCCAGCUCUCUCCCCUCCCCACCCAGCUCCAAUCACUAGCCUCCACUCCCCUCCCAGAUCCAGGGAGAGAACCCAGGAGUCCUGGCUCCCAGCUCUCCCCCCUCCCCCGCUCUAAUCGCUAGCCUCCACUCCCCUCCCAGAUCCAGAGAGAGAACCCAGGAGUCCUGGCUCCCAACCCCCCUUCCCCUAACAGAGCUGGGUGAGGGAGUGGGGUCUGGGGGAUUAGAGCACGGGGGUUGCGGGGAGCUGGGAGCCAGGACUCCUGGGUCCUAUCCCUGGCUCUGGUGUUUAGAGCAGCGGCAGGUGGGAAUCCGGACUCCUGGGUUCCAUUCCUGGGGUGGGGAGUUUGAGCGUGGGACUUCGGGGCAAAAUGAUCAUCGUUGCUAAUAACCAGCGUAACAUUUCAAUAGCACUUUACCCCCAUUGAGUAACUCCCCUUCCCAUCCCCCACCGUCAGGAUCCUUCCCAGUUUCAUACACAGGUGGGAGAGGCAGCAAGGAGACCCCCGUGGCGGGGGGGGGGGGCUAUGGUCCAUCAGGGAGGGGAUUGGAACCCAGGCGUCCUGGCCUGUCACCUCUAGGCCAGCACGUCCUGUCUCUGGACCGGAGGGGUGGGGGUGGUGUAGAUUCGAAGUCCCUUCCGUCAUUACCUAGAGCCGGGCACCGGGGUCCGGCCCGUGACCCAGCUCCGGGGUGAUCCGCCAUUCGGGAGCUCCGGACCCCCUUGUCGUGAGCCGCUUCGUAGCCAAUUUUGUAUAUAAUA
Molecule: messenger RNA, 3242 nt
Organism: Caretta caretta (loggerhead turtle)
Lineage: Eukaryota; Metazoa; Chordata; Testudines; Cheloniidae
Gene: GRK1
Product: G protein-coupled receptor kinase 1
Biological process (GO): visual perception; protein phosphorylation; regulation of opsin-mediated signaling pathway
Cellular component (GO): cytoplasm
Molecular function (GO): rhodopsin kinase activity; ATP binding
Source: RefSeq, a predicted model, not a curated record